CCUCCCACCCCCACAUCUCUCCUUCCUCACCCUCCCCCCAUCGCCCGCGCGCCCAUUCUCAUCACCUCUUUCAACACUGAAACCUAGAGGCGCGCUUUCUCCCUUCUACAACACACAACAUGGCGGAACGCUAUAUUCCCGAGCAUCGUCGGACGCAGUUCAAGGCCAAGAACCAGUUCCGCCCCGAUGAGCUCCGUCGCCGCCGUGAGGAGCAGCAAAUCGAGAUUCGCAAGCAGAAGCGCGAGGAGGGUCUUGCUAAGCGACGUGGUAUUGUGACUCGCGAUGGAGGAAUUGGUGUUGGUGGUAGCACCGCUGCCGCCACUGAGAGUGAUGAUGAGGCCAGUGCUAUCGAGAGCGAGCUUAACGUCGAGCUCCCUUUGAUGGUGAAGGGUGUCUUCUCCGAUUCUGUCGAAGACCAGAUCAGCUCCACCACUCGUUUCCGCAAGCUGCUUUCCAAGGAGCGCAACCCGCCCAUCGAGCGUGUCAUCGAGACCGGUGUCGUUAGCCGUUUCGUCGAGUUCCUCCGUUCCCCCCACACUCUUGUCCAAUUCGAAGCUGCCUGGGCCCUCACAAACAUUGCUAGCGGUAGUGCUACUCAGACUCAAGUUGUGAUCUCCGCUGGUGCUGUGCCCAUCUUCGUCGAGCUCCUCGCCAGCCCCGAGCCCGAUGUCCGCGAGCAGGCCGUUUGGGCCCUCGGAAACAUUGCUGGUGACAGCCCUCACUGCCGUGAUUUCGUUCUGGGUGCUGGUGCCCUGCGCCCUCUCCUGAACCUCAUCAACGAUGGGCGUAAGCUGAGCAUGCUCCGCAACGCGACCUGGACCCUGAGCAACUUCUGCCGUGGCAAGACCCCCCAGCCCGACUGGAACACUAUUGCCCCUGCUCUGCCCGUCCUCGCCAAGCUUAUCUACAUGCUUGAUGAUGAGGUGCUGAUCGAUGCUUGCUGGGCCAUCUCUUACCUCUCCGACGGUAGCAACGACAAGAUCCAGGCUGUCAUUGAGGCGGGCAUCCCUCGUCGCCUCGUGGAGCUUCUCAUGCAUGCCUCCACCUCCGUUCAGACUCCCGCUCUCCGCUCGGUUGGAAACAUUGUCACCGGUGAUGAUGUUCAGACCCAGGUCAUCAUCAACUGCGGCUCCCUUCCCGCUUUGCUUUCUCUUUUGAGCUCCACCAAGGACGGCAUUCGUAAGGAGGCUUGCUGGACUAUUUCCAACAUCACCGCCGGAAACUCAAGUCAGAUUCAGGCCGUCAUUGACGCUGGCAUCAUUGCCCCUCUCAUCAACCUGUUGGCCAACGGCGAUUUCAAGACCCGCAAGGAGGCUUGCUGGGCGAUCUCCAACGCCACCUCUGGUGGUCUCCAGAAGCCUGACCAGAUUCGCUACCUUGUUUCCCAAGGUUGCAUCAAGCCCCUCUGCGAUCUACUUGCUUGCCCCGACAACAAGAUCAUCCAGGUUGCUCUGGACGGCCUUGAGAACAUCUUGAAGGUCGGUGAGAUGGACAAGGAGGCCGGUCAGGGUGACGCCCGUGUUAACCGCUACGCUCUCUUCAUCGAGGAGGCCGGGGGCAUGGAGAAGAUUCACGACUGCCAAAACAACGCCAACGAGGAGAUCUACAUGAAGGCUUACAACAUCAUUGAGAAGUACUUCUCCGAUGAGGACGAAGCCGCUGGUGAGAUCGACGAGCUGGCUCCUCAGCAGACCCAGGCUGGCUUCACUCUCGGCACUGGCCAGCAGCAGCCCGCCGGCGGAUUCAACUUCGCCAGCGGUGCUGACUCCAUGGAUAUGUAAACGGAGUUAGGACCUUUCGCUACCCAAGCAUGCUAUGGCUAUGCUUGUUGCUCCUUUUACACCUGGUUCUACCCUUUCUUCAUCUCCGUUGUUCAGGUUCGGGCAUCAUUUUGUUAGCCCAAUCCUGCUGAGCCGCAGAGUCCUUUGCUCAAACAAUCCCCUCUGCCCGUCUCGGUUCCUUUCCCGGCCUGCCCUAUCUCCAUGUCCUCAUGGUCUUAUGGCAGUGUUGGGGGCUUCGUCCAUUCUUCUCCAUCCUCUGCUGCCUUCCUCCUCUGUCACGAUGCUCCCAUCCCCUUUCUCCAUUUCUCUGGCCCCCAUUUUGAUUCACGAUAAAGAUUCACCGUCAUGUAAACCCUUUCCCCCCCCCUUUUUAGCAUCCUCAUACACUGGCGUAUUUUGUUUGCAGGAUCGGUUAUUUUCCUCUUUAUGUUAAUGUCACUUCCUUUUUCAAAGAUCUGGUGUUCCCUCUUAGGUCAUUGUUUUCCCUUGUGGGCACCGGGGGCGUUGAUAUUGGCGGAACUCUCUUCGGCAGAUGCUGUUACUUGCAGUGAUUUUCCGGAGUUGGAUGUCUCUGCCGAUGUUCUGAUUGACGCUGUCUGAAGUAUGGUUCCACGACCCCGCCAUGUGCUGUAGAAUCUCUUUGCAGGCUACUUCAAAAUAGUUGCGUCGUGCACAAUCCCAAUGGCUUCGUUAUUUUCACCGAGAAAUAAAACCUCCGUUCUCUUUGUAUAAUGAUGUGACAUUGCCAGCCUUUUUAUGCUGGGUCGAUGAUCGGGCGUAGAAUCCAUAGUC
Molecule: messenger RNA, 2573 nt
Organism: Penicillium brasilianum
Lineage: Eukaryota; Fungi; Ascomycota; Eurotiomycetes; Eurotiales; Aspergillaceae
Source: the annotation of a GenBank genome assembly